AUGGAGCUCCGUCCAUUCUGGCAGGUGCGGGGCCAGCUGUCAGUCGACGAUGCGGAGGGCCUCAUCCUCGUAGGCCCCCGAGUAGUCAUUCCGUCUUCCUUGCGUAAGGAGAUCAUACGGCGCUUACUUCAAAUGCACCAAGGAGCCACUAAAAUCCGUCAGCGCGCCCGUCUCUCGGUCUACUGGCCCUCAAUGGACAACGAUAUAGUCAUGGCCGCAAAGUCCUGCCCAUCUUGUACAGAGCGUCUCCCAUCUCAUCCGGCGGAGCCUCUCCUUCCCCAUGCUCCAGCUUCCCGCCCGUUUGAGUUUAUAUUCGUCGAUCUCGGCGCAUACCGCGAUCGCGAUUUUUUAAUUGUGGCAGAUCAGUUCAGCGGUUGGCCUCAGGUCUACCCGUUCCCGGACGUCAACACGUCUACGCGGCGGGUCAUUGACGCCCUCCGUUCGUUUUUCACGUGUGGAGCAGGAGCCCCGGUGAAAUUGUGGUCGGAUGGGGGCCCGCAGUUCAAGUCUGACGAAUUUAUCUCGUUCCUUCGCGACUGGGAUAUUAGCAUCGGCCGUUCGUCGCCCCACCAUCCCCAGUCCAAUGGCUACGCGGAAUCAGCUGUCAAAUCGAUGAAGAAGCUCAUCGCGGGCUCUUGGUCGUCGGGGUCGUUCGACCCGGACAAGUUCGGCAAGGCUUUGAUUCUCUUCCGCAACGCGCCUAUGUCGGGUGGAGCAUCCCCGUCGCAAAUCGUCUUCAACCGCCCGACGCGCGAUCUUCUUCCCGCACACAGGCGCUCAUUUGCUCCUGAGUGGCAGCAGGCCGCUAAGUUAUUGGAGAGGCGUGCCCGACAUGCAAAGGAUCUUCAAGCUCAACACUUCAACUGUUCUGCGCGCCCCCUUCCACCCCUGGCGAUCGGCGACAACGUGGUCAUCCAAGACCAUAAGACAAAGCGUUGGUCCACUCCUGGUGUCAUUGUUGAGGUGGGGCCGUUCCGGGAUUACCUCGUGAAAACACCAGCUGGGCGGUUGUUCCGCCGCAAUAGACGUUUUCUUCGUGUCAUUGCCCCUCAGAUUUUGCAGCCGCAUCCUCCAGCGAUCGCCCCAAGGACAUCGGUCACAUUCCAGCUUCCUGCUCCGCCCCCUCUGGCAGCGCCCUCAUCCACUCUCCGUCGUUCGCGUCGCCUUGCCGCCAAGACCGCUUCUUAA
Messenger RNA from Daphnia magna, 1188 nucleotides. RefSeq lists its product as uncharacterized. Gene Ontology annotation, biological process: DNA integration. Gene Ontology annotation, molecular function: nucleic acid binding. The transcript has a single exon. Bases 1 to 1188 code for a protein of 395 amino acids. NCBI's taxonomy places the organism in Eukaryota, Metazoa, Arthropoda, Branchiopoda, Diplostraca, Daphniidae. The record is from RefSeq and is a predicted model, not a curated record.